Messenger RNA from Colias croceus (clouded yellow), 2855 nucleotides. Its product is annotated as DEAD-box ATP-dependent RNA helicase 13. The record is from RefSeq and is a predicted model, not a curated record. Gene Ontology annotation, cellular component: nucleolus. The coding region runs from base 107 to 2839 and encodes 910 amino acids. Lineage: Eukaryota; Metazoa; Arthropoda; Insecta; Lepidoptera; Pieridae. Gene Ontology annotation, molecular function: RNA helicase activity; nucleic acid binding; ATP binding. The transcript is spliced from 14 exons.
GCUGUCAAAAUCACGUUUGAACUUUGAAUUUUAUAGGUUAAAUUUGCAAAAAUAAUAAAAUAAUUAUUAAUGUGAACGUAAUUUAUUUAAACAAACUUAUAACAAUAUGUCAAAGAAAAUAAAGACUAUGAAAUGGCAAUCGGUUGCGCUUGAAGGCCUUCCUAUUGCUAAUUCCGAUAAGUUCGAGGGAUUUGUAGGCUUAGAAGAAUGCACCGAUUAUGGUAUGGAUAAGGGAAAUAAAACACCUAAAAAGAAGAAACCCGCAAAGAAGAGAAAAGCUUCUGAAAAUAAGAACAUAGAAAAGGAGAAUGCUGUUCCAAAUAAGAAAAUUAAGCUCAGCAAUGGCUUCAUGGUAGAAUCUUGUGAAGCUGUUACCCCGUCUUUAACCAAUGACGCUGAGAAGCCCAAGAAAAAGAACAAAAGACGGAAAAAUAAGAAGAAUAAGAAAAAAACAGAUGAUGAAGCCAAACAAAAACCAGAUAUAAAACCUAAAGACAAUAAUAAGAAGCAAAAAGUUAAAUUGGGUGAAACUCAGAAUGAAAGUAAAAACACAUUAACUGCAGAAGAUAUGUUGUCAUGGGCCGAGUUUAAAUUACCGGAAGAAAUAAUAAAAGCGUUAAUGGAGUUAGGUUUUAAACAACCAACAAAAAUACAACAAUUAUCACUACCAGCUGCUAUUCAUGGUAGAAGAGAUAUCUUAGGUGCAGCUGAAACUGGUAGCGGAAAGACAUUAGCAUUUGGUCUUCCAAUAUUAACAGGCAUACUAAAACUAAAAGAAAAAGCAGCGUUGAAAAAUCUAGAUGUAUAUGAUAUACCAUUUAGAAAGCCCUCAGUGAAAAAACAGGCUAAACCUGAAGAGAGUAAAGUUAAGAAGAAUAAAAGAAGUAAGAAGAAGAAUUUACAGGAAAAGGAAAAUAAAGAAUCAUCCGAAGAUGGUUAUGGCAGUGGCCCUGAUAGCAAUGAAGAUAGUGCAGAAAAUGAUCCUCCAAAUGAAAGUAAUGAUGUUACUAAUGAUGAUAAUGACAGUGAUGAUGCAAUUAAUGACGCUACAGAUGAUGAGAAUGACAGUGGUGAUGAAAAUGAUGACAGUGAGGCAGAUAAUGAUUCAAAUGAUGAUUUCCUGGAAGAAAUAGAUGUACCAUUGCGGAAACGAGAGGAAUCUGCAGAUGAGGGCAAUGAUAGUGACAGUGAAUAUGUACAUUUGUCGGAAAUGCUAGAUUCUGAUGAUACAGCAUCUAGUGAUGGUGAUGAUGAUGAUGAAGAUGAACGUUUGAGUAUUGAUGAACAAGAUGGUGUUGAUGAAGUGGACGCUGAAAGAACAGGAAUUGGUUGUGUGAAAGUACUAGAUGACAUAAACAUAUCAAGUCAGACAAUUGUGAAAACGGGCAAGCCAUUGUACGCAUUGAUUUUGACGCCCACCCGAGAACUCGCUAUUCAGAUCAGCAGGCAUUUGAUUGCAGUGGCUAAGUAUACUGGUAUAAAAGUAGCCACCAUAGUAGGUGGUAUGGCAGCGGUGAAACAAGAGAGAGUCCUCCGUUCCGGUCCGGAGAUAGUUGUAGCGACCCCUGGCAGGUUAUGGGAGCUAGUGAAUCAGGGUGAACCGCACUUGCAACAACUGGCGUCUGUUAAAUUCCUAGCCAUAGACGAAACGGAUCGUAUGAUAGAGCGGGGUCACUUUGAAGAAUUAGAACCACUAUUGGAACGUCUAAAUAUAGACGAGACACAUAAAAACUCGAGACAGAACUUUGUGUUCUCCGCUACGCUCACUUUGAUACACGAUUUGCCGUCACAUAUGAAAGGCAAGAAGGUAACAAAACGAGGUAAGAUAAUAAACCGUAAGGUAGAGAAGAUGACGUCACAGCAGAAGAUCAAGCGACUGGUCACUAUGGUGGGAAUGUCUGAUCCUAAAGUUGUUGAUAUCACUACACAGAAUUUUGGCACAGCGGAAACGUUAACAGAAUGUAGAAUAGCAUGUUCGCUGGAUCAAAAAGACGCAUACGUGUACUAUAUACUGAAGAGACAUCCCGGUAGAACUAUCGUGUUUUGUAACUCCAUUAAUAGUGUUAAGAGAUUAGCUCAAAUUCUUUCUCUGCUGAAAUGCCGUCCGUUGCCACUACACGCGAGUAUGCAGCAAAGGCAGAGGUUGAAAAAUCUUGAAAGGUUCCGUGACGACUCUCAAGGAGUUCUAAUAGCAACAGAUGUCGCUGCAAGAGGUUUGGACAUACCCAAUGUGGACCAUGUUAUACACUAUCAAGUGCCUAAAACUGCUGAGAAUUACGUGCAUCGCAGCGGACGCACAGCUCGCGCUAACAAGGAAGGCUUGACAAUUCUAAUGAUGGAACCGGCAGAGGCGUAUAAUUAUGCCAAAUUAUGUCGCACAUUGAAUAAAACAUCCGAGAUACCCUCAUUCCCAGUACCAUCCGAUCACAUAUCAGUACUAAAGGACAUGAUCAAUCUGGCCCGUGAGAUAGAAACAUUAGAGUUGCGCAGACGCAGGAUAAGCGCAGCGGUCGGGUGGAGGGAGAAAGUGGCCAAUGAAAUGGACAUGAUUGUUGAUGAUGAUGAUGUUCCGCAAACCAAAAUGGAUCCCGGCUUAGAUAAAGCGCUAAAUGCUAAAAAGAAACAGCUAGACGCACUAAUGUCUAGGCCGAUAUUCCCGAAAGGAUUCUCCUUCAAAUAUCCCACUUUGAACGACCCUAAUGCUUUGGAACCAGUUAGUGAAGAAAAUGCGUUACAGGUUAUGAAGAAAGCAUUACAAACGGGAGUAUUGAAGAAGAAUAAGAGGAAAGGAAAGAAUCAGUCGCUGUUGCAGUUAGAAAAGGAAUUUAAAAAUAAAUGAUGAUUUUUAUAUUUUA